GGUGCCCGAGCCGUCCCGGGGCGCCGCGGGCGGGUCUCGGGCGGGUCCCGGGCUGGGGGACGCGGCCGCCCGGAGGCUGGCUCGAGCCCGCGUCCCUGCGGACGGUCACGGCAGGAGGGACGCGGCCUCGACCGCCGCCUCCCGGCCCGCCUGAGGCGCGGGCCUUACCUGGGGCCGCCCGGACCGCCCGUGGUCCUUCUGGUGACCCGCUCUCGCGCCCGAGCGCGGUCCCCAGAGGCGACUGGCGCGACUGGCGCGGCUGCCGCCUCGAGUCCUGCCGAGCGCCCGUUGCGGCGGCCCGGGGGCAGCGCGCGCUCGCGGAGUCUCUACCGGGCCCGCCGCGUGGCCGAGCAGCGCGGGUGACCUGCAGGCCAGCGGCGAGGGCAGCGGUGCCCGGGGCCCGCGGUCUCCUCCGGGUCGUGCGCCUGGCGCUGGCAGCGGGCACGACUUAAGGAAACGACACGGCAGUCCCAAUUUUGAAUUUUAGUUGAAGACUCCCAAGUUGAAGAUGAAGAGGGAGAAGAAUGUGCCGUUGUGGCAGGCAACUGAGCGGAUGAAUUAUUUGCAACCUUGACUUGAUGAGAGUGUUCUUCUGAGGCCUAUUCACAAGGGAUUGUGGGGACACUCCAGUGAAGAAAUGGACCAGUGUGUGUAAUCAUGGAAUCUCCUUGCUGACCAUCACCACUUGCUCUCCUUAAUAAGUGAGAGAGUGGGUUAGGGGAGGAAGAAAAGAGGUCACCAUGAAGCUUAAGCAGCGAGUUGUGCUGUUAGCAAUACUCCUUGUCAUCUUUAUCUUCACCAAAGUUUUCCUGAUUGACAACUUAGAUACAUCAGCUGCCAACCGGGAGGACCAGAGGGCUUUUCACCGAAUGAUGACUGGCUUGAGGGUGGAGUUGGCACCCAAGCUGGACCACACCUUGCAGUCUCCAUGGGAGAUUGCAGCCCAGUGGGUGGUACCCCGAGAAGUGUACCCUGAAGAGACACCAGAAUUGGGGGCGAUCAUGCAUGCCAUGGCCACCAAGAAAAUCAUUAAAGCUGAUGUGGGUUAUAAAGGGACACAGCUGAAAGCCUUACUGAUACUUGAAGGAGGACAAAAAGUUGUUUUCAAACCUAAGCGGUAUAGCCGAGACUAUGUGGUGGAAGGGGAGCCAUAUGCUGGUUAUGACAGACACAAUGCAGAGGUAGCGGCCUUUCAUUUGGACAGGAUUCUGGGUUUCCGCCGAGCCCCCUUGGUGGUUGGCAGAUUUGUUAAUCUGCGGACAGAGAUCAAGCCUGUUGCUACGGAACAGCUGUUGAGCACCUUCUUAGCUGUAGGAAACAAUACUUGUUUCUAUGGGAAGUGCUAUUACUGCCGAGAAACAGAGCCAGCUUGUGCGGAUGGAGACACAAUGGAGGGAUCUGUCACACUUUGGCUUCCAGAUGUGUGGCCUCUACAGAAACACCGACACCCCUGGGGCAGGACUUACCGAGAAGGCAAAUUGGCCAGGUGGGAGUAUGAUGAGAGCUACUGUGAUGCUGUGAAGAAAACGUCCCCGUAUGACUCGGGCCCACGCCUCCUGGACAUCAUUGACACCUCUGUCUUUGAUUACCUGAUUGGCAAUGCUGACCGCCAUCACUAUGAGAGUUUUCAGGAUGAUGAGGGCGCUAGUAUGCUCAUACUUCUUGAUAAUGCCAAAAGCUUUGGGAACCCCUCGCUGGAUGAGAGAAGCAUCCUUGCCCCUCUCUAUCAGUGCUGCAUCAUUAGGGUUUCUACCUGGAACAGACUGAACUACCUAAAGAAUGGAGUACUAAAGUCUGCCUUAAAAUCUGCCAUGGCCCAUGAUCCUAUCUCCCCCGUGCUCUCCGAUCCUCACCUAGAUGCUGUGGACCAGCGGCUCCUGAGUGUCCUGGCCACCGUGAAGCAGUGCACUGACCAGUUUGGGAUGGACACUGUGCUGGUAGAAGACAGGAUGCCUCUCUCCCACUUGUAACUCUCACACAAAAUAAGUGAAACUUAUUUUUACAAAGAUAGAGAAACAGCACAAUCAAUUCCAAAUGGUAUGAGAUGGCUUAGAAGUGGCCAGCAGCAAGUUGUGGUGGUGGAGGACAGGGUGGCCUUGGGUGUCUUUGUUUUUUCCUGUAAUGGAAACUAAAGCAAAGACCACAAGUGUCAGAGCACGGGAUGUUCCUUCACAAACACUUACGGCCUCCUCGCAGUUGCCCAUUUCUAGUGGUGGUCAUCAGCGUCGGUCAGUCUAUAUUCCUAUACCAAAGGACACACUGGUGUGACAUUUAGAUAAGUGAAUGCUGGAAUUGGUUCCAGAGUGUGUGUUUUGAGGUGAACCUUGCGGUCCUUUCUCCACACCUGUGAAUUUUGUGGAAACACUUUACAAUCUCUUGUCUUUUUUACCAAGACUAGUCUAAUUUGAAAGCUUACUGCCUCCUACGGAGUGGCGGCAAAUAAAACUUUGUGUUCUGUUGA
This is a messenger RNA of Sciurus carolinensis (gray squirrel), 2461 nucleotides long. It is a transcript of the gene Fam20b, whose product is annotated as FAM20B glycosaminoglycan xylosylkinase. Gene Ontology annotation, molecular function: phosphotransferase activity, alcohol group as acceptor. Gene Ontology annotation, biological process: protein phosphorylation. The record is from RefSeq and is a predicted model, not a curated record. The transcript is spliced from 10 exons. NCBI's taxonomy places the organism in Eukaryota, Metazoa, Chordata, Mammalia, Rodentia, Sciuridae. Gene Ontology annotation, cellular component: Golgi apparatus. The coding region runs from base 741 to 1970 and encodes 409 amino acids.